This is a messenger RNA of Papaver somniferum (opium poppy), 1792 nucleotides long. RefSeq lists its product as uncharacterized. NCBI's taxonomy places the organism in Eukaryota, Viridiplantae, Streptophyta, Magnoliopsida, Ranunculales, Papaveraceae. The transcript has 6 exons. The coding region runs from base 262 to 1641 and encodes 459 amino acids. The record is from RefSeq and is a predicted model, not a curated record.
CUAUUCAGAUAAAAAACAACGCCCCCUUCAAAAUCGCUUUUUCUAGGGUUUACACAGUGCAUCGCGGCUAAAAUCUAUUAACAUUGAGAUCAUCAACAUCAUCAUCUACCCAACAACUAUCACACUCACAAAGGUACUUCAAGAAUCGAAACCAAAAUCACAAUCACAAACCCCUUUGAUUCUCUUAGAUUGAGCUUCAGAACGUGAAGAGGGGAGUAGGUGAAGUACGAAUUUUGUUGGAAGGAAGUCAAACUGAAAUUGAUGUCAUUCAAAAAUAAGGCCCUUUGGGCUGAAAAGGACAAUGGAGGUUUACCUGAUGAUCAGGUAGCCUAUGACAAUCCUUCCAAAAUAGAAUCCAAGCGCCAAUAUAAUUGGCUUUUCGAUCCUACGGAAGCGGAUCUCUUUCCAAGUAAGAAGCAGGCUAUAGAUACAACAGACAGCAGAUCGUAUCCAGGAGUUAUGACUGCAAAUGUUCCUCCUUGGGAAAAUGGUACCAAUUUUGAACCAGGAACUGGCCAGCAAUUCAGUGACCGAGUGUUUGGUUCGGAACCUGCUAGGGAUGUCAGCUUUGAUGAAAGCAAUGUGCAUUCAACUGGUUCAGAUAACCUAAAUAUGGGAAGAAGUGUGGAGGAUCCAUUCAGAAAUGAUGCUUCUGUUGCUUUGUCCAUGUCCCAGGAUUAUAAUGCUUCUUCACUUAACUAUGGUGGAAUUAGAAGAGUUAAAAUUAACCAGGUACGAGACUCAGAAAGUGGUGUUUCUAUCUCCAUGGGACACAACUACCAGGUCAAUGAAUCUGGCGAUGGGAUGCCCUUCUCAAUGCUUCAUGCCUAUCUUCACAAGGAUGAUAGCAUCUCUGUGCCUCCACCUGAGAGUUAUCAGACGAAGGAGUCCAGCAAUGAUAUUCCUGUAUCCAUGUACCAUUCGAUGUCUCACUCCUUCAUUAAGGAGGACCAAAAUAUGAUAUCUUUCGGUGGGUAUCAGGAGGAGCCUGUCACAGGAACCUCAGACAGGCUUAUUAAUAACUACGACUUGAUGAUGGGUCAGCAUUCCUUAGUUGAACAACAAUCAGAUAUGAAGCCCGAGGAGAGCGGUUUGGUUGUUCCACAAGCCGAGACACUUCUAAAUAAUACCACCCAAAGCGGAACCAAAAAGUCAGGAAAUGAUACUAAGCCUAAAACGUCAAAGAAGGUAUCUCCUAAUAACAACAAUUUUCCUUCAAAUGUCCGAAGCUUGCUAUCCACUGGGAUGCUUGAUGGAGUACCAGUGAAAUAUAUAGCCUGGUCACAGCAGGAGCUGCACGGGAUUGUAAAAGGUUCAGGAUAUUUAUGCAGCUGUCAAUCAUGUGGUCUUUCUAAGGUACUCAAUGCUUUUGAGUUUGAGCGCCAUGCCAAUUGCAAAACUAAGCACCCUAAUAAUCAUAUAUUUUUCGAGAAUGGGAAGUCUAUUUAUGCAGUAGUGCAAGAGCUAAGGAGCACUCCUCAGAACUUGUUAUUUGAAGUGAUUCAAACCGUAACUGGUUCUCCUAUCAAUCAGAAGUCGUUCAAUCUUUGGAAAGAAUCAUAUCAAGCAGCGACUCGUGAGCUACAACGUAUUUAUGGAAAAGAUGAAAAGAACCAGGCUAUGCAAAAUGAAUAUGCUUAAUGCACUUGAUUCAGAUUGUAAUCUAGGGAAAAAUCUUUCAUUUUUGUUCUAGAAUUUCGUUUUGAUUUUUUCUUAACAAUUAUGCUAUGAUGUAUUUUCAAUAGAGAUCUCAAAUUGAUAUAAUAGAUUAAUGUUGAUAGUCAGUUUUGUA